AUGGCGGCUUCCGAGGCCGUGGAGCAGGAGAAAGUCUUCCGUACAACAGGGCCGCCUACUGACUCGGAGCCACGCCCCCUCCCGCCCAGCUCCCGGAAGUUUCCUUUUGAAAGCGUGGCGGCAAGCUCUGCCCAGAGCCGGGCGGUUGCUGCCGAGCAUCUUUUGAAAGGGGAAGAAGAGGACUGCGGGCGGGAGCAGCUGGAGCUUGGGGCCCAGUCAAGCCGCCCGGCUACGAUGGCCAGUGCUAAGACGGUGUGCGACACGCAGCCCCAUUCGUUGCCGAGGGCCGGCCUGGCCACAGAUGCACAAACUCGAACUACUUCUAAGCUUCCUGUUAAGUCCAAAGAAGCUGAUGUGUUUAGACAUCUUCAUCCAGGAGGUUCAGAUCCUGAUGUUACAAAAGUCACCAAAACAAGACGAGAGAAUGCGCAAGUGAGAGCUGCAGAGGCCCCCAGCAAGAAGAACAUCAGGAAGAGCUACAAACCACUGAAUAAGCAAAAACCAGAGGAGGAACUAAAGGAUAAAAACCAGCUCCUGGAGGCUGUCAACCAGCAGUUACACCAGAAGCUGGCAGAGACUCAGGGAGAGCUGAAGGACCUGACCCAGAAAGUGGAGCUACUGGAGAAGUUUCAGGAUAACUGCUUAGCAAUUUUGGAGAGCAAAGGCCUCAGCCCAGGCAUCGGGACCCUGGCAUCACAGCGGGAACCUACUACAGAUCACACGAACUCCAUGCUGCUGCUAGAAACUUUACAAGGUGAGCUGAAGGCUUUCAAUGAAACUGCCAAGAAGCAGAUGGAAGAGUUACAGGCCUUGAAGGUGAAGUUGAAGUUGAAAGAAGAAGAAAGGCUCCAGUUCCUGGAGCAGCAAAACGGAUGUAAGGACCAAGCCAGUGACUUCACAGUAGUCCUGGAGGAAAUGGAGCAGCUUUUAGAGAUGUAAUACAAGGCAGUGUGGCCAGACGGCUUCUUCCUGGGGCAAACUCCCAGAGGAAGCCCCUUAGGGUAUCCUCAAGGACUCACCAUCCCUUAUGCACUGUAGCAGUUAAUCUUACUUAGGGUAGUUGAUGUGGAACGGGGUUCCUCCUUAAGCAGACUGCCCACCUUCAGACUGCUCAGCUCACCUGGCCUCACAAGGUGCUUGCUCAUGGAGACCUGCAAGAGAGGGACCUAGAAGCUUGACUCCACCACCUGCGCAACAAAGCACCAACCCUCAGAGCCUGGAUGCUAACCCAGCCAGCCACCUUGGAGAAUCCAGAGGCUCUUAUGCAGAAAUGUGGGAGGAAAGCCUUCAUACAACAGUGCAUAUACUUACUGUACAGGAGAUGUCACUGAGAACCAUGCUGUCCCCUUCUUUGUCCACCCGGUUAAGCUAAAUUCAUGAACUUGAAAUUCUUGAAGUUUUUUUGGCUUAAUAAACGGGGUGGAGGUAUAUAUAACACCUACCUGCAACAAAUAGCACUUGGAGCUUUUAAGUACUGCUUUUGAAAUAAAUACAUAUGUGAAUUUUCAUAUUCUGAUUAGCACUGAGGAAUGAAAUAGCUUUUUAGCCCAGUGUGGUGGCUCAUGUCUAUAAUCAGGACUUGGGAAUCUGAGGCAGGAGAAUUGCCUUGAAUUAGAGACUAGCCAAGGCUUCAGAGAUCCUAUCUCAAAAAAGGAGGAAAAGGGAGGGAGGAAGGAUUAAUUAGCACUUCAGUCUAGAUAGAUGAGUCGAGCAUACUGGGUAAGUUCAAGGCUUCCUGACUUCUGUGGUGUAUUUUUCCCUCCACCUGUUACUUGCUUGUAACAAGCCCCCUUGCCGUCCAGGUCACUGGUUCUUCUGCACUGUGGGCCAUGUCCUAUUCACCAUGUUUAUGGCCAGCUGCUGUCUCUGUUGCCUGUAUGUCUGCAGUUUAUCUAUCACAGCCAACCCAGAACCUCAUCCCACAGGCCCUAUGGUCUCUGUGGUUUAUGGCCUGGCACCCAUGGUAGCCUCCCACUUGGGGUCACCAAAAGUGCUACCAUGUUUCCUUUCUUAAUUGAAAUAUUCCAGCUUUUGCUUUGGCUAUCUCCCCUUGGUUUUGUGCCUUCCACCAAACCUGCCUAAUAUAUCCUUCUAAAUCACUAAGACUGCCCAGAGUCCCCUAACCCAGUGAAGCCAAGUCAUACCCCAUACUUAUUUUCUUUCUUUUUCAAAUGUAUAAAAUGGCUUAUAAUGUAAAGGCACAAAUAAGGACCAUCACACAGUAGAUAAAGCAACGCACCUUCACCAUAUGCAAGGUGGGACUCCAGGAGGGGUGGCUAUAGAGGAAUGCAUUCUGGGUUCCUUUGUGAUGCACGAUCCUUCCAAGACUCUGGUGAAGUCCUGAAUGGUAUGCAGAGUUCAGAUGAGGGGUGGACAGCCAUGCAGUCUCACAGGAGUAUGCUCUGCUCAUGCAUGCAGGAGACCAAAGGACACUCACCAGCAACAGGAUCCACUAUGGGAGCGUGUGACCCACACCAUCACUUUGAGAUAGCUGCCUUACUAUCAUAUGCCAUUCUUGUAUCUAUAAAAACUAAUACUGAACAAUGA
This is a messenger RNA of Cricetulus griseus (Chinese hamster), 2547 nucleotides long. Lineage: Eukaryota; Metazoa; Chordata; Mammalia; Rodentia; Cricetidae. The record is from RefSeq and is a predicted model, not a curated record.